UUCGUGCAGUUUGACUCAGUGUCAUUCAAGACUUGGGUACCGACAGUCGAACACCGCUCGUUAACACAAUGGCGCCAAAAUUCAAGACUGAAAAAGUAGGGAUCGUUGGAAGCGGUCUCAUCGGUCGCUCCUGGGCGAUGCUGUUCGCAUCAGUCGGCUACCAGGUGACGGUGUACGACAUCGUGGCGAAGCAGGUUUCCGAUGCCUUAGAAGACAUCAAGCUGCAGCUCAAGACCUUGGAGAAGGACGGCCUGUUGCGAGGAACGCUCAAUGCUGAUGAACAGUUCCAGUGCAUCAAAGGAUCUACUGAUCUGGCCACCGCAGUAAAAGGCGCGAUCUUCGUCCAGGAAUGCGUGCCCGAGAGCUUGGAAUUNUGUUUCAUUUUUAUAGGAUGUCUCUUCAAAAUAGUUGUUUUGAAUUUACAGGUCAUUGUCUCGCACCCAGUGAAUCCUCCUUACUACGUGCCACUGGUGGAGAUAGUUCCUGCACCAUGGACCACGCAGGAGGUCGCCAAGAAGACGAGGGAAAUCAUGCAGGAAAUCGGUCAGGAGCCGGUUUCUCUUUCCAGACAAAUCGAUGGAUUUGUGCUGAACCGCAUACAAUACGCCAUCCUGAACGAGGUCUGGCGCCUGGUUGACGAUGGCAUCGUGGACGUGAAAGACAUUGACAAGGUCAUCUCCGAGGGCCUCGGCAUGAGAUACGCCUUCUUGGGCUCUUUGGAGACCGCUCACUUGAACGCUGAGGGCAUGAAGAGCUAUAUUGAACGAUAUGGGGAAACAAUCUACAGCGUCAGCAACACCUCUGGCCCGAACCCUCGCAUGACGCAGAGCAAGAGCGCGGACAGCAUCUGUCAGCAACUGAACGCGAUGGUUCCCCUCGACCGCUUGCAGGAGCGCCGCGCCUGGCGGGACGCCUGCCUCACCAGGCUCGCACUCCUCAAGAAGGAAAUGAACAAGAAGUACAAGCAAUAAAGUUCCUAAUUAUCAACAGCUGUAGAUCGGUUUUGGCGGCUACCGUCAAAUAUGAUCUAUGCCUAUACUAUACUAUACAACUAUACUAUACAAGUGCCUUGUGAGAUGCAUAAGGAUCAUUAAUUUAUUUAUCACACAAGCAUUUCAAGAGCGCUUUUUCAGUGUGAAAAAUACUAUACUAAAUGCUGCAUUUCUCGAAAAUAAGAAAACAGCUAUUAAUAAUAGCAGCAGCUGUUUCUCAAUAAUAUUAUUAUCGUGCAUAAUGUACCUAAUACAUACCUACUUAUAAUGUUGUUGCUCAUAAAUAUACUAC
Ostrinia furnacalis (Asian corn borer) is the source of this 1284-nucleotide messenger RNA. RefSeq names its product beta Hydroxy acid dehydrogenase 1 (gene Had1). Gene Ontology annotation, molecular function: L-gulonate 3-dehydrogenase activity; NAD+ binding. The record is from RefSeq and is a predicted model, not a curated record. Gene Ontology annotation, biological process: fatty acid metabolic process. The transcript is spliced from 6 exons. Bases 69 to 971 code for a protein of 300 amino acids. NCBI's taxonomy places the organism in Eukaryota, Metazoa, Arthropoda, Insecta, Lepidoptera, Crambidae.